This is a messenger RNA of Xiphophorus couchianus (Monterrey platyfish), 7216 nucleotides long. Its product is annotated as RING finger protein 224-like. The record is from RefSeq and is a predicted model, not a curated record. Gene Ontology annotation, biological process: protein ubiquitination. Lineage: Eukaryota; Metazoa; Chordata; Actinopteri; Cyprinodontiformes; Poeciliidae. Gene Ontology annotation, molecular function: ubiquitin protein ligase activity. The transcript has a single exon. Bases 6449 to 7081 code for a protein of 210 amino acids.
AGAUAGAUAUCGUCUCUCUCUUUCAUCUCUUUCAUUUAAAUCAACAUACAAAUGUAAAUAUACAUUUUCAACUAAAUAACUAUUUAAUUGCAGUGGAGUUAAUUCACCUGUUAUGAAUUAACCCUCUGCAAAAUUAGAUUCAUCGGUUGAGGGUUUUAAACCACUGUUCGCAGUGACCUUUUCUCAAAUACCUACAAUAUGAGCAUGUUCAUAACAACACUGAAAAGCAACAUUGAGCUCCGAAAACAACGAUAAUCAUCUGUAUUCGUUGUCCAAAGGAAACCACCUGAUGAGCGCAAACUAAAGCUUCCACAAUGGAGGCGAUUGCAGAACGACAAGGUGCGGACACCGCUGAGUUUAAGCGUGGAAAAGAGGAUCCGCUCUCCUCCACGAGUUCCACCUCAGUCCACGUCAGAAAAGCACCGCGUGGUCUCUCGCAGCGGUCGCGCUGAUUUAACAAAGGGCGCUGCAGCAAAGCCGCGGUUGGCCCACACGGCCGUGGAACACAUCCGUGUAAAAUGUCGCACUGCUGACACACUGGACCACAUGAGGGAUCACUUGACUUUUCUGAAGCUCGUAGAGAUGUGAUAAUUGCAAUAAUUAGGCGUGUUUUAUAGACCGACGCAUUUAGUUUUUUUUUCGUCCUUUUGUCCCUCAAGGAAAAGCUUUGUCCCAUUUUUGCAUUUCCUUACUCCGCAUCCCAUGAAUGGUUUGAUCAUUACAUGUCCAGAAUAAACAGGCAAAACUUAUAUACCUCACAAUAUUCAACAGGACACGUUUGUUACAAUCAGAAUUUCUCCUUCAAACAGGCCAACAAACACGUCAAGGGAGUGAUUUUAUGAAGAUGUAAAUUAAAAUAAGUAAACAUCACGCUCUUUUUGUGGCAGAGAGGUUUUAAAUUGGUAUUUUAAUCCAUAUUCUCUCUCAUUGCACUUUUAACUCUCAAGACACUGGGCAGUAAAAAAAUAAUGGCGUGGACACAAAAAAAGACGUGGAAACAUUAUACCUCUAUAAAAGCAAGAAUGGGGGCCAUAGAGAGUUAUCAUAGUAAAGUUUGACUAUCAUGAAAAGGAUAUCGGAUCUACCGUGCCAAAUCAAUUAGAGGGGGGAGCUGGGUCAGAAAUGUGCAGGGCCGGUGGACAAGCUAUGUCAGAAAAAAGCCCAAAAAAUGCUUCUGAAGAGAAAUAGCAUGUUGCAGUGUGUACAAGUAACAACUCAAGGAUCCAGAGGCCAUGUAUUUGUAUUAUGUAUUUCUAAAUCAGUCAAAUCAAUAACGCACAGUAUUUCUCCAUGUCUCCAUUAAAUGAAAUGUUAGCCUAUUUUCUCUCACUCAUUGGAAAAGUUUGUAUCUGUUGGCUAUACUCCUAACUUUUUCUCAUCAGAUUUACAAGACGGGAUAACAUCAGAAACUAAAAAAAACAAAGCAUUUUUGAAAAAGCCAACUUUUAUUUGAAUGUAUUUAUUUAAUACAGACUUUGAGAGAAAUCCUUUAUUAACAUCAGUGACACAAAGUGUCACUGGCUGUUAUUAGUUUUACAUUACCACAUUUUGGCAGAAGGAUAGCUGGUCUUCUCCUGCUCUGUAUGUUUCAGCAGACAGAGCGAUUUGAUCUUUCCUCUUUGCAUUGUGCAAAGACAAUGUUCUGGGUUGCAUCUUAUGAUCUGUUAUCUUAGGUCAUCCCAAAGGUUUGGGGUCUGGGAACUGAGAUGGUCAUGGAAAAAUUGAUUUUGUGUCAUUUGAACCAUUACCAUGUUGAUUUGGCCAUAUGUUUUGGAUCCUGCAGAACCAAAUUGCAAGCACUCUAACAAGGUCCUGUUUUAUGCUCUCUUCUCUUCAGCUCACCAUACAGAUUUUAUUUUUUAAAUUGAUCGUUGAUUAUUGGGUUGACAUUGUGUCUGGUGAACAGUUUCUUUGUUGUUAUGGCCAUGUGUUUCUGAUCAUUAAUGCAUCGAAUCACUGGAUUAUGACCAAUUAAAUUUUUUUAGGGGAGUACGCCAACAUUUUAUGAAGACGUUGCCUGAUAUUUCAUGAUGCUAUGAAAUAAGAAAUGUCUUCCCAAGAGCUCUGUAAAGAGAUCCAGCUCACAACAUUAUCCUCAUCUGGUCAAAGCAAAAACAUUAUAGUUAAGGUCUGAAAAUAGUUUAACCAACUCCACAUGUUUACAUUUGUGAAAGUAGGAUAGACAAAGCUUAUAUCGGGUAUUUCUCAAAUAACCAUUUGGUAUAUAUAGGUAGCAUCUCAUGGCUAAUGUGGAGAGUUGAUGAUGCCAAGUUGUCACUAUUUGUUGAUGUCCCCUUACAUUAAGCUUUAGAGUUGUUUUUACCUCGCUAUCAUUCUGCUGACUGGUUGCGAGACAAGUGUGGGUCCUGAUCUAGCUGGUGCUAAAAUACGUUUACCUCUGAAAGCAGUAACUUUCAUUUGUAUUAUACAUUUGUUUCAUUGAGAGAUAGCUCUCAGUUUGUGAAAAUGGCAGCUGGUUGUAAAACAUCAUGCGCUUAACCUUUAUUGGCCACUGCUGUGUAAGGAGGCUCUUAAUAGUGCAUCAUUACUGAAGUUUUUAUUCUGAAAUAAUGAAUAUCGGUUCAGGAUUUGGAUAAUGGACAAUUACUGCAAGCUUUUGUAUGUUUUGUCUUUUUUUUCUUUGCUUAGAUUAUUUUUCUUUAUAUGUCUGAUAUGUCAAAUCUCAUGUGUCAUUAAAACUAAAGCAUAAACAUUGGAAAAAAUAUCAGAUUGUGAAGAGUUCAAGGAAUCCAGUUACUGUAAUACCUAUAUUCUUUUCUUGAAUGGGACAGAACUGAUAAUUUUUUGUAAGAUUUAAAUAUUUGUCAAUCAAGGAACAAAUUGUAGUAUGAUAUGCUAGAAUUAGGAACCACACAUUUUAAAUUUAAAGGUUAUGCUAAUUUAGCCUAAGAUUUUACAGCUUGCAAAAUAAAAGGUUUGUGAUACAUUUAUAUUUCCAAAAAUAAAUACAUUUUGCUGAAGAUCGUAUUUACAUGACUAAGUAAUGAUGAUCAAAAUGGAGUUCAGGAAUGACAUAAAUUAAAAAAGGACAGCUAAUUUAAUUUUAUCCACAUACAUGUUUUAAAGUAUAGCUGCUCAGAAACAGCCUAAAUGUACUCCACUUUGUAAGAGAGUAUAAUGGCAGAAAAAUAUAAAUUAGCUGAAGGAUCAAGUCAUCAGUGAAGAUAAUCAUCUCAGGUAGGUCACAGGUUUGAAAUAGGGAAAUCCGUUCUCAUACUAAUGUUCCACUUACAAGGCACUAUCAAAAGAAUUGCUGUUUUUUUUUUUCCUUUUCAUGUGUUUGAUCUUAUCAAAUAUAACUGGCCCCAAAACCUAUCAGUGGGAGUUCAGACUGAGUGGCGUUAUCAUGACAAAGGCUUGAGAAGGCGAACCCAGGUGAGGCAGAAGAACCAAAAGAAGAUAAUCAGAGCAUUUGUUAAAGCAACAGCCAAAGGGCAUGCAGGCAUAAAUUAGCAAUCCAGUAAACGCCGACUGAAAACCGUCGAGCUAAUAGUUCAUGGUCUCAUGACGAACAUGCAGUCACACCUCCUGUGAGAUUCUUAUCUAACUGGAAUUACUCCAUGCCUUUUUCUUCUGUAUAUUUCAGUCACAUUACUGGAUGCUGUGAUAACAGAGAAGUGGGUUUUCUGCCUCUUCACACAAAUAAGCAAACUUGGUGCAUUUGUAUUUGUUGAGCCAAGACAAAUUUAGUGUCUUGUAAGGAUUAUUGUUUGCCUUCUGAUAAAGUGUAAGGCAACGGAACACCGUGCUUUUCAGAUACAAGCAGAACUAUCAGAAAGAUCUACAGAAAUCUGGAGAAUGCUGUAUCAAUUUGGACUUAAAAGAGAAAUGACAAAAUUCGCAGAAAAUAAUGUAGCAUGUGUAAAAUAAAAAGUUACAUUAACUGCUGGAUAUCUGUGUCGCAGAGCUCAAAAGAAACUUAUAUUUUCACCUGUUUCUGUAAAGCUGCUCUCAUGAGGUUAGCAUUAAGGGCAACAGAUUUGACAAUAGAGAGCUGACUAUGUCAGGUCAUGCAAAACCUAUUAAUGUUUUAAUAGAGAUUAAAAUAUUUAAACUAAGUACACAAUUGACAUUAAACAUGUCCUUAUGACCGCCAUAUCUUGUGUCUUACCAAUUUUGUUCGAACAUCAUUAAUUCCUUUUCCCUGAAAAAAUCAACAGCUCCUAAUUUCUGGUCAGUUUUAGAUAAAGCAUAAAAUCCCCCAAUCCCUCACACUGGAAACACAGAAUUAAUUACUUUACAUGCACAUAUAAAUUCGGCCACAAGAGGGCACUUUUCUUUCUAUCAGUGUUUUUAUUGUUUUAUUGCAGCUUUUAUCAUCUUAUUUUUUAUUUAUUUCAAAUGUUGUACUAAUAACUUUUUUAUUCUAUCAAUCUGAAUUUGUAAAGUUGAAAAGUGUAACAAAUACUCAGAGCAUGCAUCCACUAAUUCAACAUAACAUUAUUAAAAUGUAAUCUAAUCUAAACCUAGAAAGAAAAAAAAUCUAACCUGGAAGUAAUUCAGUAAAUUACUUGCAUGUACGCAGUGUAAUUUGGUUAAAAUGGAAUCUGGUCUGUGCUGGGAAUUAAUUUCUAGAAUUAUAUUUCAAACUCUCUGCAUUGCAAGAUGCUCUUUCUCAUGGUUGUCAAAAAAUUAUUUGUUUUUAAAGCUUAUGGAAAUGGAAGACACCAUUUUUUCCAUUACAUACUCUGUGUAUUUAGGAAGGAGGGGGCUUUUGCAAUGCUAUGCAGAAAAAUGCACUCCUGAACUUUAUCUCCAUUUUGUUGGCAUUUUAUCCCAACACACCCCCAUGAAGUUUUAAAUAAUGUUCUUAAUUAUCAUGUGUAUGUAUGGUGUGCAUAUAAAGUCUGCCUCAUAAUCUCAAACAUCUAAAGAAACUUCAUUCCAACCAGUUGCCUUGAGAAAUCCCCUAAUUAGUAAAUCAAGUCCACUUAUGCAUAAUUUAAAUUUGGUAUAAACACAGUUGUUCUGUGAAGGUCUCAAAGGUUUGUUAGAGAACAUCAACAAAUAAAGGACAUAAUGAAGACUAAGGAAAACACCAGUAAGGUCAGGGAAAAAGUUGAGACCAUAAUAGCUUAGUUAACAGCUUUGACAAACAUUAUACAGACGGUUUGUUUCAAGCGGGGUUUUAAAGGAUUAUAAUGUUCUGACAUGACUUGCACAAGUAUUCAUAUACUUCUGACAUGUGAACAGUCUUUGCUGUGAGCUAUCCAUUGUAGCUCUGGAUGUAUGCUUAAGGGUUGAGUCCUACUUUAAGGUGAACCUCUGUUCCUGUCUUAAUAGGUUUUCUUACAGGACUGCCCUGUAUUUAGCAACGACACUGACACACUAUAAUAAUCUCCACCUCAUGAUGCUGUCAUCAAUGUGGUUCUCCUUCAACUUCAGGUUUUAGUCUCACAUGACCAGCAUCUUGAAUGAUUUUUUUUACAGUACACGACAUGCCAUUAUAUAGGUAGAUUGUAAAGUGGAGUCUAUCAAUACUCUCCUUGUCUGUCCUGUCAGUUUAGGUGGACGGGCAUGUCUUGGUUUGCAUUUACACCAUACUCCUUACGUUUCCAUUCAAUUUAAUGAUGUAAUUUGUUCAUUUAUGCUUUCUAAGAGGGGCUUCACAAAACAGCUAUUUAUGUAGACGUCGAAUUAUACACAAGUGAAUUGUAUUUGCUAUAGUUCUUCAGGCAGUUGGUUUAGCUGGAUUUUACUUAGGGUUAUCAGGAUAAUGUAAUAAGAAAUGGAUGUGUUGGCAUAAAAUGCCAACAAAAUGGAGAUAAAGUUCAGGAGUGUCACGUAUAUCAUUGUACUUUCUCUUCACAAUAAUGUGCUACUGUGAUUUGGAACAUACAUUCUUUCAAGUUUGUUGUUGCAACAUGAGAAGCGUGAAUGCUUUUGACAGACAUUGCAGUUGCUGUUGAAGGUGUCACCGCCGUUGCCCUGCUAGGCGCUGUCCGAUGACUGUGGUGCUGAAACUCAAAGCGACAAUCUGACAGCGCUUCUUGCUGUUAGAGCAGGUGCCCAAUUUUAAUUACACGGUUUAAUGGGGCGCAUCGGUCACAUGAUGCUCGUUGUGACACCAACCAGAUGACAACGGAUCAGAAAAUCAAUCUGAACAUCUCUUUUGUGUAGCUCUUUAUUCUCUCUCUCUUUUUUUUUUUUUUUUUUUUGUCUAUUCCGGUAGUUGUUUCACGGUUAGAUUUAGCAUCCCUGUUCUCUGGUUUUGCUCCAGCGGGAGCUCCACACAAGUCUGUGAACCGGAUGGAGCUGAACUGAAACCAGGUCAAACUCACACUUAGAGAAAAACAAGAAAAAGAAAAUAAAAAUGCACAUGGGAGGAAAAAAAAAAACGUUUUUAACUCAUUUGAUGCCGAGUACAUGUUAAUUAUUAACAUAAAUAACCGGUGUGGUCAAAUGAAGCUGUGCAAUAUGGGGGAAAAUGGCGGACAAUGUCCACGGACAAAGCGGCUCUGCUUUUGCUCAGUCUAACGAAGAAGAAUACGAGUGCAAAAUCUGCUACAACCACUACGACUUGGACCGCCGCAUGCCCAAAGAGUUGAGCUGCUCCCACACCUUCUGUCAGCAGUGCCUCGAAACUCUGCACUCACGAGAGGGUCGAGGAUGGAGGAUCGGCUGUCCCGUGUGUCGCCAUCGGACUCCGGUUCGGGAAUAUCAGGUUCAAAAUCUCCCGAACAACAGGGCGCUGUUCGAGGCUCUUCCGCUUAGAGUGCAUCAACGUCAGAGCUUAUCAAACACGGAAGAACAACAGACAAGUCCGUCCGGAUCUUUUGCCACCGAGGAACGCUGUGACACCUGCAAGAACGUAGCCUUUACCACGGGCUGUGUCUGCGCCAUCUUCUCCUUCCUCUCCAUGGUGGUGCUUUUAUUUCUGGGCCUCAUUUUCGUGCACAACUUCAGCCAUAUAGCGUCGCCUGUCGGCCCAGUUUGUCUGUUCGUCGCCAGCGUCCUGGCUCUGCUCUCUAUAAUAUUCACUUGGUUGAUGUGCAUGCUGAAGUAUGGAGCAGAAACAGAAGCGAGCACGCUUAGUUCCCUCACCUCUAAUGUAAUGUGAUCCUCAGAGUUUGAACUGGACUUUUGAAAUGGGAUAUUUAGAGGUGUGAAAUUCAAAGCCUUGACGCGCCUCCAUAGUGAAUUUUGAGAACAAUUCGAAUUGUCAAUAAAUGACUGUGUGCUUUAUGAAAAUGGA